Hippoglossus stenolepis (Pacific halibut) is the source of this 6985-nucleotide messenger RNA. RefSeq names its product phosphatidylinositol-3,4,5-trisphosphate-dependent Rac exchange factor 1 (gene prex1). The transcript is spliced from 40 exons. Gene Ontology annotation, biological process: intracellular signal transduction. The record is from RefSeq and is a predicted model, not a curated record. The coding region runs from base 31 to 4872 and encodes 1613 amino acids. Lineage: Eukaryota; Metazoa; Chordata; Actinopteri; Pleuronectiformes; Pleuronectidae. Gene Ontology annotation, molecular function: guanyl-nucleotide exchange factor activity; protein binding.
AAGCGGCUCCGGCUCUGUGUUCUAAACGAAAUGCUCAAAACGGAGAGGGAUUAUGUUCGGACGCUGCUUUUCCUCCAGUCGGCAUUUCUGCAAAGAAUCAGACAAACUGCAGAUGACCAACAGUGUCUGUCACCUGAACAUGUCAAGAUUCUGUUUUCAAAUAUUGAGGACAUCCUGGAGUUGCACAAAGAAGUGCUGUCUGCUGUGGAGGCCAGUCUGAAGCCUGAACCCCAGCCCCAGCAUGCACUGGGAUACGUUUUCCUCCAGUUUAGGGGGAGUUUCUCGGUGUAUGGCGAGUACUGCAGUAACCAUGAAAAGGCUUUACGACUUCUCGUGGAGCUGAACAAGAUCCCCAACAUCAGGACCUACCUGCUGCACUGUAUGCUACUGGGAGGGAAGAAAAGCACCGACAUUCCCCUGGAGGGUUACCUUCUCACUCCCAUUCAGAGGAUCUGCAAGUACCCUCUGCUGCUGAAGGAACUGCUGAGGAGGACCCCUAAAAAGCAUGCAGACUAUCCAGCUGUGGAAGAGGCUCUGCAGGCCAUGAAGGCAGUGUGCUCCAACAUCAAUGAGACCAAGAGGCAGAUGGAGAAACUGGAGGCUCUGGAACAGCUGCAGUCCCACAUCGAGGGCUGGGAGGGAACCAACCUGACAGAUAUCUGCUCAGAGUUACUGCUUCAUGGAAAUCUCCUUAAAAUCUCAGCAGGCAAUAUCCAGGAACGCGUCUUCUUCCUGUUUGACAACCUUUUGGUUUACUGUAAGAGGAAGUCCAGGGUUUCUGGCAAGAAGUCCACCAAGAGGACCAAGUCUAUCAACGGGCCCCUCUAUGUGUUCAGAGGCCGAAUCAACACAGAGGUGAUGGAGGUGGAAAAUGUGGAAGAUGGAACAGCGGACUACCACAGCAACAACUACACAGUGACGAACGGCUGGAAAAUCCACAACACUGCGAAAAACAAGUGGUUUGUCUGCAUGGCCAAAAAUGCCGAGGACAAGCAGAAGUGGCUGGACGCCAUUUUGAGGGAACGGGAGCAGAGAGAGAGUCUCAAACUGGGCAUGGAGCGGGAUGCCUACGUGAUGAUUGCAGAGAAGGGGGAGAAGCUCUACCACAUGAUGAUGAGCAAGAGCAGGCACCUGAUAAAGGAUCGACGCAGGAAGCUCAGCAUUGUGCCCAAGUGCUUCAUGGGGAAUGAGUUUGUGUCAUGGCUGAUAGAGAGCGGAGAGAUCAGCAAACCCGACGAAGGGGUCAACCUGGGACAAGCUUUGCUGGAAAAUGGUAUCAUCCACCAUGUGUCGGACAAGCACCAGUUCAAGAACGAGCAGGUGUUGUACCGCUUCCGCUACGACGACGGCACCUACAAGGCGCGCAGUGAGAUGGAGGACAUCAUGUCUAAGGGCGUCAGGCUGUACUGCCGCCUUCACAGCCUCCACACGUCUGUCAUCAAGGACAGAGACCAUCAUCUGAAAACCUUUAAAUCUGUGGUGCCUGCGAGCAAACUGGUGGACUGGCUUCUCUCACAGGGAGACUGCUCGACCCGAGAGGACGCUGUGACGCUGGGCGUGGGGCUCUGCAACAAUGGCUUCAUGCACCACGUCUUGGAAAAGAGUGAGUUCAAAGACGAGUCCCAGUUCUUCCGUUUCUAUGCGGAUGAGGAGACGGAGGGAACCAGCAGCAAGAGCAAGCAGCUCCAGCGCAAUGACUUUAAACUCAUCGAAAACAUCUUGGCCAAGUCUCUGGUGAUUCACCCUGAGGAGGAGGACUACGGCUUUGAGAUCGAGGAGAAAAACAAGGCCAUUGUGGUGAAAUCUGUCACCAGGGGCUCCCAUGCUGAGAUGGCUGGUCUGCAGGUGGGCAGGAAGAUCUACACCAUCAAUGAGGACCUGCUGUUCCUCAGGCCUUUCUCCGAGGUGGAAACCAUGAUCAGCCAAGCCUUCUGCAUACGACGCUCCCUGAGACUGCUGGUCGCCACCAAGGCCAAAGAGAUUGUGAAGAUCCCUGACAACCCAGACACCCUCUCGUUCAGACUGUGUGGCUCCGCCCCUCCUCAUGUCCAUGCUGUCAGGAAAGGCUGGGAGGCAGCGGGGGCAGGUCUCCAGCCCGGCCAGGUCGUCCUAAAAGUCAACGGCAACAACGUCAACUGCAGCAACUACGACGAGGUUCUGGAGCACUUCGCUGCGCAGCACACGCACCAGGAGCCCCUGCAGACGUGCCAGUGGGUGUACCGGGCCUUUGAGGAUGUGGAGGAGCUGCAAAGAGACAGAGGCGAAGGUGAGAAGGAGGAGAGUCCUUUCAGUCCUUAUCCAGUGGAGAACGGAUCGGACCACGAGGAGGGGAACGCCACCAAUGGAAAAGAUUACCGGCUAGGGAGGCUUUCCCUCUCCGAUGAGCUGCCUCUGGUCAGUCUGACGGUGGAUAACGUCCACCAGGAGCACGGCGUGGUCUACGAGUAUGUCAGCACUGCCGGCAUAAAGAGCAACGUGCUGGAGAAGGUUGUGGAGCCCAAAGGUUGCUUCAACCUCACUGCUAAGAUCCUGGAGGCAUUUUGUGGUGACGACAGCCUUUUUGUUCGUAACUGCAGCCAGCUCAUCUCCCAGAGCGACAGAGUAGUUACCAUGCCUCAGUUCGAGUUCAGACAAAUCUGUGACACCAAGCUGGAGAGUAUCCGACGCCGUAUCAGUAGCUAUCAACAGUUUGCCCUGGAGCUGAGGAACAAGGUGUGGCCCUCCUUCAGGCAGGCCGGCGUUCACCCUCACCCACUGGGCUGCAUGGACUUUGUUCCCACCAACUGCCACAUCAACCUGAUGCAGGUUUCCUACCCCAAGUGUGCUACCUCUUCCGGCAGGACUUUCAGCAUCCGCUUUGGGCGCAAAAACUCCCUGUUUGGCCUGGACCCUGAUCAAGCACUACUGAACCCUAUGUCCCACACCCAGCAUUGUGUGACCAGCAUGGGAGCUCCCUGCUGGAACUGUUCCGGCCUAGAAGGGGAUGAGGUUGAUGGCAACAAGGACGUGGCCCUGGACGGAGGCGAGGGGUUGACGGACAGUCGACGGAGUGGCCAUGGCGAAGGUGGUCUGAGCUUCCUGCUCAAACAGGAGGACACAGAGACCCAGGACGCCUACAUUCACUUGUACAGCCGCCUGGAUGUUGCUGUGCGGGAAAUGAAGCAGUAUGUCGCUCAGAUCGAUGUCCUCUUGUCAUCUAUCACCGAGCCCACACAGCUCCAAGGGGAAGGUGGGGAACCUCCGGUCUACGAACCAUCUCAGCCGUCUCUGGCCCCCUGCGAGGACGGCUGUGACCAGGACAAAGUGGAGCAAGGAGGCAUUAAAAGAGUUUGCUUCAAGGUGAACGAGGAGGACCAGGAGGACUCGGGUCAUGACACGAUGAGCUACAGGGACUCCUACAGUGAAUGCAACAGCAACAGAGACUCGGUCCUGUCCUACACCAGUGUGCGGAGUAACAGCUCGUACCUGGGGAGCGAUGAGAUGGGAUCAGGGGACGAGCUGCCAUGUGACAUGAGGAUUCCCUCGGACAAACAGGACAAGUUGCACGGCUGCCUGGAGCACCUUUUCAACCAGGUUGACUCCAUCAACAGCCUACUGAAAGGAUCUGCCAUGACCAAGGCCUGUGAGGAGACCAAGCACUUUUAUUCUGACCACAGCCAACCAGAGUUUCGCCAGACCGAGGACUGGACAGUUCGUUGUCGCUACGUCAUCCAAAAGAACAUUCAGGAAGACCCUUGGAACCUACCCAGCUCUAUCAAAACCCUGGUGGAGAGCCUGCAGAGAUUCGUGGACGAUGGAAAGAACCAGCUUCUCCUGGCUCUGCUCAAGUGCACAGACACGUCUCUGCAGCUGCGCCGGGAUGUGAUCUUCUGCCAGGCGGUGACGGGCGCCCUGUGCACGCUGGCCGAGCAGCUGCUGGCGGCGCUCCGGUCGCGCUUCAACAACGCUGGCGAGUACCAGGAAGACGGCAAAGAGACCAGCCGCAAGUGGAUGGAGCAAAUAUCCGUCAUUGGUGUUCUGCUGCACUUCCAGUCCUCGCUAGCACCGCACCUGAAGGAGGAGCGGACCAUGCUGGAAGAUACCAAGGCGGCCCUGUUGGACUUGGACAAAGUCACUGUGUUCUUCAGGCCACUGGAGGACGAGUGUCUAGUCGCAAACACACCGGUGUGUUACCAGGUGGAGGGCAGCCGACAGGCCCUGAGGGUCACCCUGUACCUGGACAGCUGUCACUUCAGCGAGCUGCCCAGCCGGUUGCAGAACGGCGGCAGCCUCAAGCUCCACACGGUCCUCUUCACCAAGGCACUGGAGCGUCCAGAGGGAGUGUCCCAGCAGGACUAUAGCGCCAUGGAGGAGUUCCAGCAGCGCACCAACGCUGUCUCACUAGAGAAGGUCAAGGCCUAUUACCGCAGACUCAGGGCUUUCUAUUUGGAGAAGUCCAAUCUCCCGACAGACUCAAACACCACAGCUAUGAAGAUUGACCAGCUGCUGCGACCCCUCAACACCCUGGAUGAUCUCUGUCGACUAAUGCAGUCGUACAUCAACAUGCGCCCGAGCGCUCAAGGCCACCCAUCGGGUGUCAGCGUGCUGUGUGUGUCGUCUGAGCUGUGUAACCGCCUGGGAGCCUGCCACAUCACCAUGUGUGGCACAGGCAUGCAGAGAUGUACUCUGAGUGUGACACUGGAGCAGGCAAUGAUCUUAGCCAGGAACCACGGCCUCAUGCCGCGCUGCAUCAUGCAGACCAUGGACAUUAUGCGUAAACAGGGGGCAAGAGUUGAGCUCUCUGCUAAAAAUCUCAAGGUAAUGGACCAGAUGCCUCCGUCUGCUCCAAGGCUCUUCAAGCUGUGUUUGCCACCCUCGGAUGGAGAGCUCUAAGAAAAGCAUCACUCCAGUGAACUCGCCAGAGAGAGGGUGAAUGUGGAAGAGGAAGAUAUGAUGAGAGACAACAGCAGCAAAAGAGGGCGAGUCUCACAGGAUUUCCUCCAAGAGACACUGCUGAUGGAAAGACCUUUGACCCCUCCACUGCCCCAAUUACACAGGGAUCAUUCCAACAUGGAUACCACUAGAGUCUUCAGUGCAAAGUACAGACUAAACAAGAUGGCGCAGAUGACUAAUGUCAGUUACCUGAGAGCACCCACAGGGACACUGACACAGCCUGAAGCUCAGGACUAAUCAUGUACUGUUGUACCGGGAAAACACCCCAGAGAGAAGUAUUACUACUGUGGCUGUCUGUCUUCACCAUUGACUUGACAACUGGUGCGCAGUAUUCACAACAUGAGUGGAAGGGAGAUCUCACAAAGACAACAUCCGCAGCGAUUGUGCUCAUAACCGAGCUUGUAUGAUUUAACUUGAUUAACCAAACUACCUGUAGCUGAGCUGACUGUCAUCCUGAACACAGAUGUCAUCCCAUUUUGCCUUGGACUGCGACUCCAGAGGGUCUCUUUCUCUGUUUUUGCUGGCGUUCCCCAGGGCUCAAUGUUGGGACCCCAAGUGAAGUAGAAAAUGUGGUAUUCAUGUGAGAUAGCAGACUGGAUAGAUGCAGAAAGUCAAAGAAUAGACAGAAAGAUGGAAGUAGGGAUUGAGGGCCAGGUAAAAAAAAAGAAAGUCGGAUGAUAGACUGGGCUGCUCUUUUCCUUAGCCUGUUGCAUGUGGUUACUGUGCAAUUACUGUAGGAUUAGUGCGAGUACUGUAUUACUGCACUAUAUGAAGGAUAGCUAUUUAUUGUGUCUGGAAGGAGCUUUUUUUAUCCCUCACUUAUUCUAUAUCAGGUAUUAAAGAAUCUAAAAGCAUUCCAGCCUACUUAUUGAAUAAUAUUUAAAGGACCAAUGGCAUGCCAUUUUUUUAGACGUUACUGCUUGUGUAUUUCAUUUUAUUUAUGUCUAUAGAGUUUGAUUACAUCAGGAAAUCUUCAGGGGAGUGAAGAUGAACAGAAGCUGGCUCAUCUGAAUCAGGACAAAGGAAGCUACGACUAACUGUACAAGCCAAGUCAAAAGGUCGGGAUGUUGAAUCAUCGUUAAAUUAUUAAUAUAUGACUUAAAAUGUACUAGUGGAAGAAUGGCCUUCUUUUGACUAAGACAUUGUGUUUACUUUUAAAUUGGCUUUUAUGUUAUCAUAUUUACUGUAGGUAUGAAAAGAAGCACAAUGACUGGUCCGUACAAGUUGCAGUGUUAGUAAAAAAAAAGUACUGUAAGCAGUUUGUGGAUGAUGUAAACAAAGGGAUCUCUCCAGGACUUAUUCACAGUAACAUUACUAUUAUUUUGCUGAAGAUUUUAAUUUCUUGUACAUACAAACUGUAACUAUGACAGAGGAAAAGAUAGGUUAUGUCUUAUGGCAGCAGAGUAAUGCUAUACAUUAAAAUGCAUUAUUUUUAUGGAAAUAAUAUAGUAUAUAAAACAUUUUGUAUUUGUGGCUGUGCAUUUGAAGAGAAGUUUUUUUUCUUUCUUGUUCCUGAGCGUAACUUCACUGACAAGUGUUAGUUUUUGACUGUAAAAAAGGUUUGAAUGCAGUUCAAGAAUCCUCCCUGAUGUUCUGCAUUGGCAGAUCACUUGGUCCUUUGUAUUUGUUUAAAAGAGGUCUGGUUCCAAAUGAGCAUGUUGGAACCGACUCGACACGUCCCCCGGCGGUAGCAUGGUCACUGUAGAUUUACAUCCAUUGGUUUGCCUACACAACUCAGAGGAUAUUUGCAUUAUCAUCAUUUCCCAUAUCAAGUUUGCUCUUAUUGUACAUUGUAAAAAACCCUGGUCUUAAGUGUGUGUUUAAAUUAGCUAAUGACUGCAGCAUGUUGGUGUAGCCGGACAAAGAAAUAUGUCACUGAUUACACAUUUUAUUUACAUUAUUCUAAUGUUUCAUUACUGUACAUACUUUAUUUGCAAUUUUGUGUUGCCUGAAAAUAACUGUACAAAGCAUCUUUGUUGAAUCUUUCUAAAAUGAUCAUGUAAAUGCAAUCUUAACAAGCUAGUAAAUAAAAUCUUCACAGUAUGACAAUGUU